CUGUCUCAACCCUAUAGGGUCAAUGUGUACAUUUCUGUGCACUUACUUAAAAAUUCAGUAUUAUUGGUUGGAUUUCACACAAAGACAGAACCGUCCCACUUGAAACCAAAUGCCUCCUUCAGUUUUCGUUUACCUACCAAACUUACACAUUCCUCAAGGAGAACACAUAUCUUUCAGCUGGAGAGGGAGUAAUCAACAUGGUGAUAUUAUGGUUCAAAGAAGUAGAAAAUUUGGGGCCAAAAUGAUUUCCAAUGAGGACUUGAAAAAGCUGCCUUGCUUUGACUAUGAGGCAGCAGAGAAAGGGACUAGCUGUGUUGAUUGUGCUGUGUGCUUGGAGAACUUCAAGAUGGGUGAUAAGUGCAGGUUAUUGCCAAAUUGCAGGCACAGCUUCCAUAUUCAGUGCAUAGACUCAUGGUUGUUGAAGACACCCAUUUGUCCAAUCUGUCGAACUUGCAUUAUUCCUCUCAAGGUUGAAGUGAUUAUAAGUGAGGAAAGUAGUGUUUCAGAUAAUAUUGCAGUUGAAUUGACAUAGAGCAAGGUUGUUUUGUUAACAUACUAGCUUCAAUUAAUACCCAGUCGUUUUGGCUUUAUGUUUAGUAGUUUGUUCCAUUGAUCAUAGAGAGAUGAUCUUGUUUUCCUAAGCCCACUCAAAUUUCACAAAAAGAACUAGAGCAUGAGGUCUGCUUAGCCCUCCUUUUUCCUUCUAUCUUUUGGUUGGCUUUGAUGAACAUUCAGAUUUUUUCUUCUUGUGGUGAUAACAUUGUCUGAAGCAGAAUCAAAUCCAUUAAGUGGGUUUUCAUAUUUUCA
Molecule: messenger RNA, 807 nt
Organism: Quercus lobata
Lineage: Eukaryota; Viridiplantae; Streptophyta; Magnoliopsida; Fagales; Fagaceae
Product: RING-H2 finger protein ATL74-like
Exons: 2
Coding region: 110-532 (140 amino acids)
Source: RefSeq, a predicted model, not a curated record